Molecule: messenger RNA, 795 nt
Organism: Nerophis lumbriciformis (worm pipefish)
Lineage: Eukaryota; Metazoa; Chordata; Actinopteri; Syngnathiformes; Syngnathidae
Source: RefSeq, a predicted model, not a curated record
AUGCUGGCUAAAAUUCUGGAGGAGAUGUGGGUGGAGCCGGAGGUGCUGGAGGCCCUAAGCGAAGAGCAGAAGAGGAUCCUUUUCCUUAAAAUGAGAGAAGAGCAGGUACGCCGCUGGAGGGAAUGGGAGGAACGGGAAGGAGAGAACAUUGGAAGAAGCAGGCCCAAGAAAGCCACCAGUAAGCAUGUGAGCUGGCUCCUCGGCCGUGAUGGAGACGUGUGCGUUCGUGUGAUUGGAGAAAUGGAUGAGUUCAGGUCAUCUAAACUCCUCCACAACAUUUUUAAUGAGAGGCUCCAUUGUGAUAGUAUGAAUGGCAUCCAGACAGCAGACAUGCAGGCAGGAAAAAUGGCCCAGCAGCUUGGAUUUAAAAAAGAAAGCCACCUAGCCUUUACCGAGGACACCACUAGUGGUUGUGACUCACCAAACAGCCACUCGUCUCAGGACGAGAUGGACUCCGACUGCGCGGAUGAUGACCCGAAGGACCCCGGCGAGGGCAGCGACAGUGAAUCAGGCAGCAGCUCGGACAACCUCAGCGACUGGGCUCCUCUCCGCGGGCCCCAUCUUAGUCGCCAUGGCAACAAACCAGCACUCAAAACCCAGCUGUUCGACGCAGAGAUGGUCAGCCCACAGGCCAGAGAUGUCUUGUGGGUUCAAGAAAAAAAGUUAGAAUAUGGAGGAAGAGUGGCCCAGCUGAGAAAAGCCUUUGGAUCUGGUCCUUCAGACAGUUUCAGCAAGUCUCCAUUACCUGCGAAACCUGCUCAACUAUUGACCAGACGCAUGUCGUUGAUCCAUUAG